GAACAAUCAAAAUUGAGAAGGUGAGAGUUUUUUUAUGUACAUACAGAAAUCAGUCACAAGACUUUGCUAUCAAAUGGUUUCUUCCACCACCCACAUCAUCCUGGUUGCCGCUUCACAUGUACAAAGUGCUUAUGUCUAGUCCCGAUGCCAAUAUCCAUGGCGCACUCGCAAAAUCUCCGAGCAGGGUUCCUACGUUGUUCCCGCCACUCGACUGCGUUUCUCCGAGUCAGAGCUAUUCCUCUCAUCCCUGUCCCUGGUGUCUAGAACGUAACUGAGACUAGGACUCGACUUAACCUACCCUGGCCGGCGUCAUUAAUUGCUUAAUAAAAGCUAAGACAGCUUGGACUGCCAAGGGUUG
Molecule: messenger RNA, 358 nt
Organism: Aspergillus alliaceus
Lineage: Eukaryota; Fungi; Ascomycota; Eurotiomycetes; Eurotiales; Aspergillaceae
Exons: 2
Source: RefSeq, a predicted model, not a curated record